UCGUUUCUUUACGGGUUUGGCAGCAUCCAUAGAGGAACAGCAUCUUUUCUCACUUCUUCUCGGAAUAAAGGCAGAUAAAAACUUUCCAAAAUGAAUCCCAAGUUCUCAGAAAGUAACAUGCAGGAGUACAAGGACACAUUUAUGAUGUGGGAUAGGAAAGGAGAUAACAAGGUUGCUGUCCCUCAUAUUGGACAUGUCAUGAGGUCGUUGCUGUGGAACCCAACAGAGAAGGCUAUCAAGAAAGUCGUCGGUCCAGACAGGGACGAGUACGACCGUGUUGACUGGGAGACCUUCUACCCCAUGAUGAAGGAUGUGACAGCAGGCAAGUUUGGUACCCAUGACGACUUCAUCGAAGGAUUGAAAGUAUUUGACAAGGACAACAGCGGGACAGUCAACUGUGCAGAGAUCCGUCACGUUAUUUGCACUCUAGGUGAGAGGCUAGAGGAAGCUGAGGCCGAUGUUAUUCUCAAGGGAAUGGAAGACAAGAAAGGACAGGUCAAUAUUGACGAAAUUGUCGCUAAGUUGAUGGUAAAUGCUUUUGAAUAACCAUCAUCAUCGUCAAGGCAAGUGCAUGCACCUGAAUAUGACGUCAUCAUCAUCAUCACAAUCUGAUAUCAUCAUCAUCAGAAUCUGCUAUGGGUUAUUACGUAAUGAUUCCAUCACUGUUUCAUCUUCAGUAUCUUCCGCGUCAUUAUCAAAAUCAUUUUCCCUCUUUUCGGUGACAAAAAAAUCAUCGAGUAUUUCAACACCCAUUUUCACCAACUGCAAGAGAAUGCAUUAUGAACACUUUUUGGCAUGGUAAUUUAUGGAAUGCGCCAGGUCUUAUUUCUUCUCCAUCAAGCCCGCAUUGAAGUCACCAUGUCCAGCUGACAUCUUUAUAUCUAUUCAAAUAUAGAUGCAAAUUUGCAGAAUGCUCUGUGAUGGUAAUAUAUUGCAUUUUCCGUUAUGAUUGCAUCGAGAAUGAACACUUUGCAUGAUAGCAAACAUAAUUUCUUGCUUGAUGGGAAAGCAACAGCCAAGCUUUUUAGUCACCAAAGGUAAACAUUGUAAACAGUUACGUGACGUGACAACGUCCCGAUACACUCUUAAAACAAACGAGUCAAAUUGACUACAUCAGUGGUCAGUAGGAUGCAACUUACUUGUCGAGUCAUAUUUCUGACUAUAUUCUCGUUACAUAUGACUGGAAAAUAGUGAAAUAAGACUAAAAUAACAGUUGCACGCAGCUGAGCCCAUUGAAUUUCUGGUAAUUGUAACUGAUUUGUUUUACUGGUCUUGAAUUAAGUUCAUAUGAAGUCGAAAAGAUGCAUGUCUGACGAGUCUUUCGUCUGCACGUAUAUUAUAUUCACCUUUCCUCUCAAUUUAGUUAAUGCUACGACCAGAGUUUACAAUCCUUAAAAAAUGUGUUACACAGUAAAAAUAUAUUAAAACAACAUGUCUACAUUCUUGUUUAUUAUAUGAACUUAUAAUUGUUCUUUAAGAGAGUUCAAACAUAAUGUUUUAAAACAUUCAAGCAACAACUUUUAGGCAACAAAAUCAGAAAUUCGGCAUUGUUGUUUAAAUUUUAAACAAUAUUGUUUAAAUUUUAAAUAGUUGCUGAUUCGUUCAUAUAGUACACCAGGUUGUAUAAAUAUAAUGUUUUUACUAUGUAUGGGGCAAUGGUAUUUGCAUGUUUCACCACCUUCGCAAAAUGUCUUCAUACGUCAUUUUUUUGGCCUCUAAACAUUAUUGCACAUAUUUAUUAUCACUAGACAUUGGUAAUGCAUUAUGCUUCAUAAAUACGAAUGUUACUUGUGUAAUCAAUGACUUACACAGUAAAACGCUGGUUAUUUAUUUUUUAUAUGCAACACUGUUUACUCUAUGAUCCUUACAGUAGUUGUUUAAAUAAUCAUAAACAACAAAAUAUGAUUACCAUAUUUAAUUCUCAACAAAUCAAACAUGAUUGUUUAAACUGUUAGACGACUACUGUAAGGUUAAUAAAGUAAACAGCGUUGUAAAAAAAUUCAAACGGCAUUUUACUGUGUACACAGCAUAAACACUGGUGUUGACUUGACACAGACCCGGUAGCACCAUUUGAAACAACACCAGUGAAGUAGAAUUAUAGUUUAAACGCGCAUUAUAUCGUUAAUUGCCUAUCUGGUGUUAGCUCAAAGCCAAUCUGGCGCUGCCUUUUCAAUGCUUUUCUGGGGUUUUCCUAUAUAUAUAUAAAAAUAUAGAUACCCGGUUGGGGUUGACUUAACACGAGUGUUUGUACAGUGUAGAGGCGACACUAGUACGUCGAUUUCACAUGGUAUUUCACUUGGCAUUUGUAUUGCAUUUUGCUCCACUUUAAGAAUCUUAGAUCAGUAUUCUAUAUCACAUAAUGUUUUUAAUGACAUCUUUAUAACUUGCACAGACAGCAUCCAAUAUUGCAUCAAUGCUGGUAUCCGCAGAGUCGAAAUCAAUAUAGGCCCCUCCUAUAUGUAUUUUUAAUACAACAAAAAAUCUACAUCAUGACAAAAAUCUAGAUACAAGUGAAUUUCAGUUAUGCCUAUAAUUAUGUACCAAAAUACUUAUUUGCAUAUUGAAUCAUGAAUGACCCAUUCGGCGACGAAGAAGAAGAA
This is a messenger RNA of Lytechinus pictus (painted urchin), 2600 nucleotides long. Its product is annotated as myosin light chain 1/3, skeletal muscle isoform-like. The coding region runs from base 91 to 546 and encodes 151 amino acids. Gene Ontology annotation, molecular function: calcium ion binding. The record is from RefSeq and is a predicted model, not a curated record. The transcript is spliced from 6 exons. Gene Ontology annotation, cellular component: myosin II complex. NCBI's taxonomy places the organism in Eukaryota, Metazoa, Echinodermata, Echinoidea, Temnopleuroida, Toxopneustidae.